UACACAAGUAAAUUACCUUAAAAGGAGGAAUUAAAAAGUUACCUUAGAUUUGCUAGCUACUAACAAACAUGUUGGCUACUUAUCUACUAUUAGGAGCAGUGACACCAUUCAUCAUUCUUGAUAUUUGGUAUAGAGGAAUAUAUUUGUUUUGGAUAAUGAAGGUAUCAAUAAUUACAUACCUUGUCAUAUUUGGGCUUUUACCCAUUAUAUUUCAUUACUCUUAUACCAUACAGAAGAGAAUCCUUUUUUUAAAUUUUGUAAACUGGCCUCUUAAUGUAGAUUUUUCAAAACCAGAGUCAGUUGGAAUGAGAGGUGCAAGAAACUUUUAUUUAAUAACUGAUCAACAAGUAAAAAUAGGUGCAUGGCAAGUACUACCCCAUUCUUUGUUAGAUGAUUCCACUCUUGCAACUGAUGAAGAUUACGAGACAGUAUUAAGCAAUGCCAAGCAACCCGUUUUUCUUUAUAUGCAUGGUAAUAGUGGCAAUAGAGCAAGUAGUCAUCGUUUGGAACUGUAUAAACUUUUUCAGUCAUUAGAUUAUCAUGUUAUAUGCUUUGAUUAUAGAGGCUAUGGUGAUAGUGAAGAAGCAGAACUUUCUGAAGUGGGUGUAGUGGCAGAUAGUAAAUAUGUACUUGAAUGGUUACUCAAUAAAGUGAACGGUUCAAUAUCAGAAGAUUACGUGAACUACACAAAUUAUUUUGUUAUUUACAGUGUUUCUACUCAUGUAUUAGCAUUAUUAGCAGCAAAAAAUAUUCAACCUGCAGGUUUGUUCUUGGAAUCACCAUUCAAUAAUAUUGCAGAAGAAUUAAGUGAACACCCAUUAGCACAGAUUUUUAAACAUUUACCUUGGUUCCAUUGGGUAAUUGUUGAAUCAUUUUACAAGAAUAAUCUCCGUUUUGAAUCAGAUAAACACAUAAAAAAUGUUCAAUGUCCUGUUAUGAUAUUACAUGCUGAAGAUGACCAUGUUGUACCAUUCUUUUUAGGUGAAAAGUUGUAUGAAGCAGCUAUAAGUUACCAUGGUAACAAUACCAAUCUAGUUCAGUUUAUACGAAUAGAUUCAUCACACGGUCUUGGUCAUAAAUAUAUAUGUCGCUACAAAGAACUACCAAAUGUGAUUAAAUCAUUUGUAGCGGGACCACAUAAAAAUCAGACUGAGUAA
This is a messenger RNA of Dufourea novaeangliae, 1157 nucleotides long. Its product is annotated as monoacylglycerol lipase ABHD12. NCBI's taxonomy places the organism in Eukaryota, Metazoa, Arthropoda, Insecta, Hymenoptera, Halictidae. Gene Ontology annotation, biological process: monoacylglycerol catabolic process; phosphatidylserine catabolic process. The record is from RefSeq and is a predicted model, not a curated record. Gene Ontology annotation, cellular component: endoplasmic reticulum membrane. Gene Ontology annotation, molecular function: monoacylglycerol lipase activity; phosphatidylcholine lysophospholipase A1 activity.